CAGCUGACUACCAGAUUCAAGCUUUACUAUCACACAGAAGCUUUUGUCAUAUACAAUCAACGGCUUGUUGUUGUAGGCAUAUGACCCGGAAACUACGGGCUUGGCCUGACCAACACGCGAUGGAGCAUCUUCACCACAGGUAGCUCAUUUCAGGGCAACCCUGACAUCAUCUCAGCAACCUAACCUCAGUAUAAACUCCCUGCCAAAUUCCAAACACCAAUUUUGCGCCUCUUUAUCCUAAUUUGGGCUCGUAAUCGUUCCGUGGAGCUUCUUUGAGUAGUUUUGAAUCCUGCAUCACACCAAGAGGGUCUCGUUUUACAGGCACUCUUAUCAAACAUCCCGUCAUAUUGGUGUGGAUGCAACGGCAGCGAACCACACAUUCAACGUCUUAUAGUCGAGGGUAUAAAUGGAGCUUUCUAUCUUUCAACUGCUGCCAACCCAAAAGCAAUUCUCAUCCUCCAUCAUAUUCUCAAUACGAUUGCCUGCCUUGUUUGAUACCAAACACAAGAUGGGCGAAUUCGUCAACAGCGAGCCUGACUUGGGCACCAUCAAACCUUCAUUCACCUCUUCAUCCGAACCUGAGAAUCCUCGAUCAAAGUCCCUCAUCCAGGCUCUAUCCUUGGAGUCCCAUAUCGAGGGGGGCUACUUCCGCCAAACUGAUACAAAUCCUACUACCAUUCCUUCACCGUAUUCAUCCGAAGCUCUCUCCCACGAAACUCUGGCUCUUUCGGGUCCUGCUCGUGAAGGUUAUAGGGCGGAUACACGACGUCUCUCUACCACCAUUUACUACCUACUAACCCCACGCCAUGGUCAGGGGAGCUUCCAUCGCAACCGCAGCCGUGUUAUUCAUACCUUGCAUCGUGGACGGGGACGCUAUGUACUCAUCCACCCUGAUGGGCGCAUCGAGUCCUUUAUUGUCGGCAAUGCGGUUGAACGAGGCGAGCGUAUACAAUGGAUCGUCGAAGGUGAUGUCUGGAAGGCAAGUUACUUGCUCCCCAACGAGCCAGAUACCGGCAAUGAGUCAAAUAGUGAGGAAACUGAGGGCCUGCUGAUCUCAGAGACGGUUGUCCCUGGCUUUGAAUAUCACGACCAUGCAUUCCUCACUCAACAAGGAAUUCGUGAACUACUCAACGAAGAGCAAGCCCGCGAGCUGGACUGGCUCGUGAGAAGAUCGGAGUAAAUGUUUGAGGGCAAUGAUUAAGACUAACAUUUGUGAGAGAGGAGACAGUUGUAUAAGAAACGGGUCGCUUCUAUAGCAUUUUUGGAAACGUGUAAUGUCGUCUGGCAAUCUCAUUGCCAUUGAUUACAGACUCCAGAGCUUUAAAAACAGGCGGCUAUCAAAAGUGCAGUUCGGUACGAUGUUGUACCCAAACCCAUAUCAAUACAUUAUUCUA
Messenger RNA from Fusarium odoratissimum NRRL 54006, 1394 nucleotides. RefSeq lists its product as uncharacterized. Bases 407 to 1180 code for a protein of 257 amino acids. The record is from RefSeq and is a predicted model, not a curated record. Gene Ontology annotation, cellular component: intracellular anatomical structure. The transcript has 3 exons. NCBI's taxonomy places the organism in Eukaryota, Fungi, Ascomycota, Sordariomycetes, Hypocreales, Nectriaceae.